This is a messenger RNA of Erythranthe guttata (spotted monkey flower), 1752 nucleotides long. RefSeq names its product Rho GTPase activating protein with PAK-box/P21-Rho-binding domain-containing protein. The record is from RefSeq and is a predicted model, not a curated record. Gene Ontology annotation, molecular function: GTPase activator activity. NCBI's taxonomy places the organism in Eukaryota, Viridiplantae, Streptophyta, Magnoliopsida, Lamiales, Phrymaceae. Gene Ontology annotation, biological process: signal transduction.
UUUAUUCCGAUAAAUUAAUUAUCCUUACAAAGAUCCCAUUUUUAUUUUAUUUUUUUGUUGUUGAUUUGUUCAAACUGUUUGAUUACAACAACAAUGACAGAUGUGCUCCACUCUCCUUCUUCGUCCUCCCCCACUUCCAUAUCCACAACACCCACCCACCACAACGCCACGUUGUUCCACCACACCCAGUCAUAUUCGGCUGCUGAAGAAGCGAUUACUGUGCUUACAGUGGGUAAUGUAGAAGAAGACGAAAUUAGGGUGAAGGAGAAAAGGGAGAAAGAUAGGAGGGACCAAUUAUCGCUUCUAGCUCUUCUGGUGACUCUGUUCAGGAAGAGUUUCUGGUUGGCCUGCAAAACGGAUAGGGAUAAUUUUCCUAGUGCCACUGCCGGCGGCGACGGCGGCGGCGGUGGUGGUGGGAUGGAGAUUGGUUGGCCUACUGAUGUGGAGCAUGUUAAUCAUGUCACAUUUGAUAGGUUUGAUGGCUUUUUGGGCUUGCCUGUUGAGUUUGAGCCUGAGGUUCCAAGAAGGGCUCCUAGUGCUAGUGCCACUGUUUUCGGAGUUUCGACCGAAUCAAUGCAACUCUCUUAUGAUCUACGAGGCAAUAGCAUUCCGACUAUUCUCCUGCUUUUGCAGAGGCAUUUGUAUUCCCAAGGCGGCCUUCAAGCUGAAGGGAUAUUCAGAAUAACCGCAGGAAACAGCCAAGACGAGUAUGUGAGGGACCAAUUAAACCGAGGCGUAAUUCCUGGCGGCAUCGAUGUUCACUGUUUGGCUGGCCUCAUUAAGGCUUGGUUUAGAGAACUUCCGAGAGGGAUAUUGGAUUCUCUUUCACCCGAGCAAGUUAUGCAGUCUCAGUCGGAAGACGAUUGUGAAGCACUAGUGAGGCUUCUCCCUCAAACGGAAGCUUCUUUGCUCGAUUGGGCGAUCAAUUUAAUGGCUGAUGUCGUUCAAGAAGAGCAUAUAAACAAAAUGAAUUCACGAAAUAUUGCUAUGGUCUUCGCUCCUAAUAUGACUCAGAUGGCGGAUCCACUGACAGCACUGAUGUACGCAGUACAAGUGAUGAACUUCCUCAAGACACUAAUAGAGAAGACUUUACGAGAAAGAUUAGAUCCCGUUCUAGAACCUUCUUCCAUUCCCCACAUGGAACCUUCCGACGAAAACGGACAUCGUAGUUUCCCGCAGCUGCAAGUCGAAGAUCCCGUCGAAUCGUGCGAAGAGGCAACAACACACGCAUUUGUGAUUGAGGACCCUUGUUCGGAUUCUAGUUCCGAAACUAACCAGUCAUGUAAUAACAGCAAUUCAACUUCUACUCAAGAAUCCGACGAAAGUGAAACUAGAGGUGAAGUCUACAUAGUUACGAGCGAUUUCAAGAAUCAGUUCGAAGAGAGUAAGACGAGCAAAACGGGCCGGUCUAACGGGUCGAGAAUUGAUUUAGAUGAUGAUGUGGCUCCGAAGAGUGAUUGCAUGAGCAAUUUGAGCCGGAUAAAUUCAAUUACGGAACGCUGUGAAGCAUGGCGUUGAUUGAAUUUUUUUAUUCAUUAUUUUUAAUUUUUAUUUUUAUUUACUACCUGUGAUUCUGAAUUCGAAACUUGUCCGAAAUCUGUAAUUUUCUUUUUAAAUUUCUGUUUUUACUGUUGUUGUGGUGGUUGUUGUUGCUUAAUUAUGUCUGGAAGUUUCCAUUGUUAGAAAAAACAUAUGUUUAACUGAAUACUGAGAUGUUAUUUUGUUCUCUAUGUAUAAUUUUCAUUUUGCCAC